This is a messenger RNA of Micropterus dolomieu (smallmouth bass), 5914 nucleotides long. It is a transcript of the gene zbtb42, whose product is annotated as zinc finger and BTB domain containing 42. Gene Ontology annotation, biological process: regulation of transcription by RNA polymerase II. Bases 151 to 1746 code for a protein of 531 amino acids. The record is from RefSeq and is a predicted model, not a curated record. Gene Ontology annotation, molecular function: protein binding; DNA-binding transcription factor activity, RNA polymerase II-specific; RNA polymerase II cis-regulatory region sequence-specific DNA binding. Lineage: Eukaryota; Metazoa; Chordata; Actinopteri; Centrarchiformes; Centrarchidae. Gene Ontology annotation, cellular component: nucleus. The transcript is spliced from 2 exons.
CGCUGAGUGCAGCCUGCCUUACCAGGGUCGGACUGAAGCUCAAGAAACGGCAAGGAGAAGCGAACAUCUGGCCGCACAUCAUGAAAGGACAUCGCUGCUUAUAGGAAAGAACACGACGAACUGGGAGGAAAUAAAUGUUAUGAAGGAAGAAUGGAGUUCCCAGACCAUAGCCGCCAGUUGCUGCAGUGUCUGAGUCAGCAGCGUCACCAAGGUUUCCUCUGUGACUGCACUGUUCUUGUCGGGGAGGCUCGAUUCAAAGCGCACAGAGCCGUGCUGGCCUCCUGCAGCAUGUACUUCCAUCUCUUCUACAGGGACCAGCUGGACAAAAGGGACGUUGUGCAUCUCAACAGUGACAUUGUGACAGCCCCGGCUUUCAGUCUGCUCCUUGAAUUUAUGUAUGAGGGGAAGUUGGAAUUCAGCAGUCUCCCGGUGGAGGAUGUCCUGGCAGCAGCCAGUUACCUCCACAUGUAUGAUAUAGUGAAAGUGUGUAAAGGCAAGCUUAAAGAUAAGGAACUUUCCAAUCUGGAUGAAAAGAUGAGUGAGGGUUUGGGACUCGGCUGUCUGGACAGGGAAAAUUCCUCAGACGGCGAGCUGCACAGUAAGCAGCUCAUCCGGCGACAGCCCCAGACAAAGUCUCAGGGGCUUCACAGGGCCCCCCCAGCAGAAGAGUUUGACAUGGACAACAGCGAAGUCAGGCUGGCUGUCACAGAUUGUGAUAGGUCUACACAGAGCAGGCAGAAGGCAAAUGGUCACUCUGGCAGGUCCCUGGACCUUGUAGGUGUCAAUUAUGUGUCAGCAGAGGCCGAGCCCUGUGUCCAAACAGCUGGAAAAACAAAAGCUGAUGUCAGUAGUUCCACCGUAUCGCUGUCCCAAAGGUCCCGGGCUUCAGAUGACAUGGACUGUGCACUGGAUUUGUCUUUCAAGCCUCUGUCUAGCAGAGAUCCCUUACACCCCUCCUACGUCUCGGGACAGCUGGCCCUCGACAGCCAGCAGCAGGGCACUGAGCCACUUGUUAAAGACGAACACGACUUGCUGUCAGAGCAGGAGGACAGUGAGCCGAUGAGCCCUGAGAGCCAGCGCUUUGGGAAUAGUGCCAGGAGCUCAGUGGUGACAGGGUUCGCUGCCCUCUUCCCAGGCAACAACGGCACCACAGCCGCCCUGCUCUCCCAGGAGGAGGACCUGAUGGAUGAGGAGGGGGAGGCCUGCAGAGGGAGGGAGGGCGCCCCAGGCAGGGAGGUAGAGGAGAGGAGGGGUAGGCUGCUGGGGGACAGUGAGGAGGAAGAGGAGGACGACUUGGCCUCUUCAGACAUCUCCACGUCCAGCGGGGUGCUCCUGCCCCCGGGGCAACAGGUGUGUGUGUGCCCCCUCUGCAGUAAAGUCUUCCCCAGCCCCCAUGUGCUACAACUGCACCUCAGCUCACACUUCCGUGAGAAGGACGGUCCCCGUUCCAAGCUGUCCCCCGACGGCUCGGUCCCCACCUGCAUGCAGUGCAACAAGACCUUCUCCUGCAUGUAUACCCUUAAGCGCCAUGAGCGCACGCAUUCUGGCGAGAAGCCAUACACCUGUGGCCAGUGUGGCAAGAGCUUCCAGUACUCUCAUAACUUGAGUCGGCACGCUGUAGUUCACACACGUGAAAAGCCUCACGCUUGUAAGUGGUGCGAACGACGCUUCACCCAAUCUGGGGACCUCUACCGCCACAUCAGGAAGUUUCACUGUGGCCUUGUCAAGACUCUCGCCAUUGGAUAAAACACCUCUCAGCAGUGCCAUGACAUAAGACCGAAUGUCUUUUCAGAUACUGAAUACUACUACUGAACAUCUUUUCCGAUUUUAGUAUACAUAUGUUGGCAGUUUGUUGGCUACAUAUCUUGUGGAUUCUACCCCAUGUGGCAUUUAUCAAGUUAAAAGAUGUAGCAACUUUAAAACUGGAGCUGUUUUCUGUGCAGGACUGUGUCAGAGGCAGACAGUUGAAAGUGCACAGGCUGUUAGGAUGAACAUGGGUGCUGUGAAACUCAAGCUGGAUCUGUGUCGACGAAGGUGAACAAAUCUGAUGAUGCACUUGUUUGUUAUCUGUCUUGUUUGUGUCAGUUUAUUUGAGGAGUAUACUUGUGAAAAGAAAAGGCAUCCUAUGUUCCUACCCUAUGGGCAAAUGGGUUAUAGCUAAUGUUAACAUAUAUGUUAAUACAAUCGUCAGAGUGAGUGAGAAUUUAUUUGUGCACAUGGGAGAUCAGAACCGUCCGUGAGUAGCAAUAUGUGAUUUUCUUUUUAACUCCUACAUUAUUAUUAUUAUUAUUAUUAUUAUUUAUUUUUGGGGAUUUGUUUAGUCCUUUUAACAAGUAAAAUUAUCAUAAGGCAGCAAAACUAGUUUCACUACUGGAAGUAUCAUUUUUAUUAAUGAAAGUAGAACGUUUGUUUGGUUGAAAUGAAGUUGAUUACAGUUUAAUGUUGCUCAUAACAAGCGGCAAGCAGACCAUCAUAUCACCAUAUUACUUUUCUGCCUUAGGGAGAGUUACCAGCUCUUUAGUUGCUAAUGUGAGUGAGCACAUAUCGCCUUCUAAUUGCUUUUUUUGUUUUUUAAAAAGAAGUUGUAUAAUCAGAGGAGGGGUGGAGAGUAGUUAAAAGCAAAUGCCUGCAACAAUGGUGCCUACUGAAAUUCUUGACACUUCACCUAGUGUACUUACUUAAUGAAGAAUGAGAUAUAUCGCCAUGCCUUCUGAUCAAAUUCAGUGAGUUUUUUUUUUUUUUUUUUUUAGGCCUUUAAAAGAUAUGGAUUACACUCCACAUACCAGGUGGUAACAAAGGUAAUUGUCUACUCUGGAAAACCAAUUGAUCCACGAGUGCCCUUUAAUUAAAUCAUUUACAAGAAUACAACAAAAGUUAAUCAAGCUUGUGUCAUUAAAUGUUUAUUGACUCAUUUGGGUUAAAAGCAAAUAGUUUACCUUGUUAUUUCCUGGUAUGGUGUAAAGGGUACACUGACAUACAGUGUUAAGGCCAAACCCUCAGCAGGCAGGCAGGGAGGGGACAGACAGGUGGAUAUUGAGUACUUUGUCAGUCUGUUGUUAGCGCUGUUUGUUCUUCAAAGCUGUGCUCCACGUGACAUUCAGCUGAACCUACUGACGUUUCUUUCUUUCAAAUUAACCCCCUCACAUUAUCAUAUCUUCUUACUGUAUGUGUGUAAGUUACUACUGAAGAAGUUGGAGCCUUUAGUGAUGCUGUCCUUGAGAGAAUCUGUGGGCAGGAAAUGGAUUUUCUUCUGUCUGUCCACAUAGAUGCUACAUGGAUUCUUAACAGGGGCGGAGCACUAAAAGUUUGUGAUAUUUGUCUAAUCUGUCCUGAGAAGACUUGAUCAGAAUUUAUUUAUUAGUUUGACUUGGUUCAGGGUUUACUAUAGGUGUAGUCCUUAUUUCUAUGAGCUUGAAAGACAUCUUGUCUUGCCUAGCGAUCUUGGUACUCAUUAACUGGUAUUUGGGGCUGUCUGUUCAUUUUCUCUGUGCAAAUCGAAUUACUGUAAUUGUAUUUUAAUAUACUGUGUAGAAAUCUCUACGGAGUAUUCAAGUUUGUCACAUGGAACAUAGAGAAGCACUUGUUUUUUGCAUGCAUAUAGUUUCAACACUAUUGUCUAGGCUGCUAUUUCUUACUAUAUGUAUAUUUAAUGUAAAUAUAUAUUCUAUUUAUCAAACUGUUUGUUUUUCCAUGUUACAACACAUGUAAGGUGGAGAGAGUCAGUUGUCGUAUUAAGACUGCAGUCUCUUAAAGCGUCACGUCUUCCCCAGGGGGUUUUGUUCCUUUUCCAUAUUCGAGACUUGAUUGGACUCACUACAAAUCAGAACAGUUAAUACAGAUUGGAGUGCUGUUCUGCCACAGGAAACCGUUGUUCACAAGCACAGCCACACUGAUACGGCAUUGGCUACCUAUAGAAAUGAGACAAUGCAGGCAGUGUUCCCCCCACCGAGUCCCAGGUAGUUCUCAAGGGAUCAUUGUGUAUCCCCCCCCUCCUAGCUGUGGGGAGAAAAGGCAACGCAAGCCUCUGUUUCUUUGCACUUUUCUGUAUUGAAUGGAGCCAUUGGAAUGUGAGAAAUGUAUUUAGCAGAGGGAGACCAAGGACACUGUAAACAGGUGUAUUGUUUGGAGGCAUCAAAGAAAAGCCCCCCCCCCCAAUCGCAGCAUGCAGUAGAUAAAUGCUUCAUUGUUCCUCUACAUGGAGGAGAUACCACAGUGAGUUGAUUGCACAUCUAUCAAGAGAAUAUGAGAAUUAUCUGAAUAUUGUUUUCCAAGUGCUAGAUUUAGAGAAAACGUCGAGAUUGUCAAUAAUGUGUCCGGCAAUAUGUCAUAUGUAAGUGUUGACUACUUACCCAUUUCAGCAUAGACACCCUAAGGUGUUUUUGUUUUUGUUUUUUUCUCCCCCCCCCCCUGUCUUUUAUGUUAAUCACCCAGACAUCUUUCAGGACACAAAUGAAUUCACCUGUGAUUUCUCAGCAUUUGCAAUGGUUUGUCAGCAGUUUUAAACGAAGGGAAAACCAAGUCAAGAAGGAAUCAAACCAUUUCUCUCUUUAUUACUAAUUACUGCAGUCUUGCUUUCAUUCUGCUCCCUGACCCACAGUCAGCGACGAGGCUUGAAUGAACGAGGCUGGUGUGUAAUUUUACAAGAAUUGUGAUUUGGCUCCCUGUUUACUUGGAACAAACACCCGUGUUGUUCGCAUGCCGCAAGAGUUUAAUCACUUCGGUUAGUCGUCAGAUCAAUAGAUAUAUUUCAGGUAGCUGGUAAUGUAGUGUUAAUGUAUCAGAACACAGGAAUGUAGAUUUUGUCACUGUUUGAGUUUUUUAAAGGAACAUUUCUUUUGUUGUGCAAAUUAAAUUGUACAGAGGUAGAAAAACUAACGAUAUGUGAGAACUUUUCUUUUUAUUGUUUGGAGUCUUUAUUUAUACCUCCAGGAUGAUCACCAAAUGUGCCUUGUAGACACACGAAUAGGUGUUGCAUCUGGAGAAGCCCUUUUCUAUAUUGUACAUUUUGCCCUUGACUGCGAUGGUAAAGCUCACAUCACAGCAACAGCGGCCCACUGAAGUGAUUCAGCACUGUUGCUCCUGUUUUUCUACCAUAUAGAAAUGUUAAAUCAGACAAACUAAAAAAAAAAAAAAAAAAGUUUUGAGUCCAUUUAUUUUUGCUGCUUUGCAAAAGAUUACAUUGACGUUUUGAGAUUUAUUUGACCAUUUCUGUUUAUGUGAAUAAAUCUGUUUUGGAAGUGUUCAACUGAAGACAAGCAUUUUUGUAAUUUGGCUUUUAGUAGCCAAUACCACUGGGAACUAACAGUCCAGUCCUUAGUUAAUGUCACUGUUGAAUGUGAAACACUGAGAUAUUGAUUGUUGACUUCUAUAGAAACGGCGCGACUCUUGAUCAAGAGCUAUGUUUGCCUCAUGCUGUAUGAUCUUUUAAGUCUAAAAAAAUGACUUUACCGAUACUGGAAUUUUGUCCUCUGCAGGUUACAACUGUGAAAUUGUGUAUAAUCAUGAAAAAUAUUUAUUAUUGCAUUUGCUUCUUGUGCAACAUUUGACUGUCUCAGUUUUAAUUUGGUUUUUAAAAAAAGCUUCUAAAUGUCAAAUGAAAAUCUUUUUAAUAGAAAUUUGUAGAAGUGCCAUUAGAAUUUAAUAUAAUUUUUUAAUAAGAAAGGUAUAUUUUAUAGUAAUCAAUUGCUUCAGUGUUAGUGGUGUAGCGAUUAGAUGACAAUCUUUAUGCAGAAUUGACAUUGCUUAGAUAUUGAAGCAAUUUACUUUGAUCUAUAACUGUAUGUGCAUUUUCUUUGUUUGCGCUUUCGGAGUGUGCGUGUGUGUGUGUGUGUGUGUGUGCGUGCUGUGGAAAUGUGACAAUCUUGAUUUUAGGUCUUUCUUAAGAUUAUGCAUAGAAUUAAAUGGAACAACUUUC